GUAGGUAUUCAAUCCUACAAGAAGGUACUCAUAUUCAAUCAUGUCUCUCACCAACGCUCUCCCAGAAGAUGCUGCAAAAGGAGCAAAGGCGGCAUCACAUAUCCUGGCAACCUUGCCAACCUCUUCCCGGAACGAUGCUUUGACAGCAAUCCAUGCGGCUCUCUCUGCAUCCAAAGAGGAAAUUCUAGCUGCUAAUGCUAAGGAUUUAGAAUUGGCUCAUAAAGCUGCUGAAAAUGGAGAACUGAGUCUCAGUAUUGUAUCACGAUUAGACUUGGGAAAGAAAGGAAAAUGGGAGGAUAUGCUGAAGGGCAUAUUAGAUGUUCGGGAGCUUGAGGAUCCUGUUGGAAAAGUCACCUUGCGGACAAGACUUGAUGAUGGCCUUGAUUUAGAGAGGGUUUCUUGCCCAAUUGGUGUGCUUCUAAUUAUAUUUGAAGCUCGCCCUGAAGUUAUCGCCAAUAUUGCUUCGCUUGCUAUCAAGUCAGGCAAUGCGGCAAUUCUCAAAGGCGGAAAGGAAUCAACGGAGUCAUUCAUUGCUAUCUCGAAAGUCAUUUCGAAGGCAUUAGAAUCCACAAAAGUACCAAAUACCGCCAUCCAACUUGUCACCACUCGAGAUGUUAUUCCUCAACUCCUUGCGCAAGAUAGGUAUAUCGACCUGGUCAUUCCUAGAGGCUCGAAUGAGCUCGUCCGCUACAUCAAAUCCAACACCAAGAUCCCAGUUCUCGGUCACGCCGAUGGUAUUUGCUCGAUCUAUCUGGAACAUACAGUCGAUCCAGCACUAGCAACUAAAGUUAUCGUCGACUCAAAAACCUCAUAUCCUGCCGCUUGCAACAGUGUUGAAACGCUUCUGGUUGAGGAUUCCGCCUUGGGAACGGUACUUCCAACUGUUGCUGAAGCUUUACUAGCGAAGGGCGUCUCGCUUCGGUGCGAUGCAGCAAGCAAGAAAGCACUCACCGCUAAGCUCUCGUCACACUCCUCGGUCAUUCUGCGGGAUGCCGAGGAGGCUGACUUCGAUACUGAGCACCUCUCUCUCGUGUUGGCUAUUAAGGCAGUCCCAAACAUCUCCGAUGCCAUCUCGCAUAUCAAUUUCCAUGGCUCUCACCACACCGACGCAAUUCUCACCUCCUCUGCACCUCUGGCCGAGCAGUUUAUGGCAAGUAUAGACUCUGCAGGAGUGUUUUGGAACACAUCAACCCGUAUGGCAGAUGGCAUGCGUUUUGGUUUCGGGACAGAAGUGGGCAUCAGCACCAACAAGAUCCACGCGAGAGGUCCAGUCGGCUUGGAAGGUCUAAUGAUCUAUAAGUACAAGAUCCGAGGUGGUGGUCAGGUAUCGCUGGAGUAUGGGGAGGGAGCAGGGCAGAAGAGUUUCAAGCAUGAAAAAAUAGCCUUUUAAUUUGAAAAUAGCGAGUUUGAUGAUAU
Molecule: messenger RNA, 1416 nt
Organism: Cadophora gregata
Lineage: Eukaryota; Fungi; Ascomycota; Leotiomycetes; Helotiales; Ploettnerulaceae
Exons: 3
Coding region: 41-1390 (449 amino acids)
Molecular function (GO): glutamate-5-semialdehyde dehydrogenase (NADP+) activity; NADP binding
Source: RefSeq, a predicted model, not a curated record